AAUUAUUUUCGGUAACAAGUGAUGAUGCAUUAUAUAAACUGAAAGACAACACUGUUCCUGAUUUUCAUUUUAUCAUUCGGAAGAUAAAGCUUCUAACCCAAUUCAGUUUAGCGCACUUUCAUGGAUUUGUAAUGAGCGUGGAAAUAUAAAAGGACAGAGUGCAUGCGAAACGAAGUUCACUCAGAUAUUAACAAACGCGUCGAAAUGAUCUCGUUCUCCGUGCUCUUCGUAAUCGCAGUCGUCUGUCUGCUAGUUUACAUUUUCAAUGGAGCCAAAAAGAGGCCGGACAACUUUCCGCCAGGUCCUCCAAAAUUACCGUUCUGGGGUAGCUUGUUCCACCUGAAGAUGGAGAACUUCAGGUAUCCGCACAAGGCUUUGAUGUCGCUGGGGAAGAAGUACAAAACGGACGUGGUUGGCUUCUACACGGGCGAAUUCCUAGUAGCCAGCUGCUACAAAUACGAUCUGGUUAAGGAGGUCAUGGUCAGAGAGGAAUUUUCCGGAAGGCCAGACACCGUAAUCAUUCGCAACCGAGGAUUAGGUCGAUUAAUUGGAAUCUUCUUCUCUGAUGGUGAAUUCUGGAGGGAUCAGAGGUGGUUUUCUUUGAGACACAUGAGGGAUUACGGCUUCGGUAGACGCGAUUCCGGGAUCGAGGACAGAGCUGCAGAGGAGGUGCGCGGUUUAAUCGAGUUUUUCACGAGUAAACCGAAACCCUGCGAUUCGGAUGUAUGCGUCGAGCGAGGUAUUGUUAAGAUGCCCGACGUAUUCUUCGGACCGGCUUUGAAUUGCAUCCAUUUUCCUCUCUCCACGCGUCACUUUGACGAUUACAGGGAGCUGAGAACAAUCGGAAAAGCUGCGACCAAUUUUUUGCAAUCCGUUGAUAGCACAGGAAGUGCCAUCACAGCAACUCCAUGGUUGAAAUACAUAGCUCCGGAAUACUUUGGUUGGAAUCAUUCGUUCAGGGAGAACGAGAUCCUCUUCAAGUUUGUCAGAGCUAUUAUUGAGGAACAUAAAGAGUCUUAUAUCGAAGGUCAUGACAGAGAUUUCAUUGACACUUACUUAUCGGAAAUGAAUUAUUUAAAGAAAAACAACAUAACUGAUACUUCGUUCGGAGAAGAUCAACUCAUGUACACUACCUUGGAUUACAUGUUUCCCGCUCCGGUGGCGAUUGGCCAUACCUUGAACUUCCUUUUCGCUCAUCUAAUCAAUAAACCUGAGAUUCAGGUAAAGAUGCAAGAGGAAAUUGAUCAGGUUGUAGGUAGAUCUCGAUUACCGACCAUCGAUGAUCGCAAGGACUUGCACUACAUCGAAGCCACUCUUCGCGAAAUGAUCAGGAAAGAUCCUAUUGUACCUUUAGGUUUAGGUAGGAGAGCGACCAAAGACACAACCUUAGCCGGAUACUUCAUUCCGGAAAACACGUUGCUGUUACCCAACAUCUGGGCCAUGCACAACGAUCCAGAGUUCUGGGGAGAUCCAGAAAACUUCAGACCUGAAAGAUUCUUGGACUCCAACGGACAUUUAGUCAAGAAGGACUUAACGUUAGGAUUCGGAGCAGGAAAGAGGUUGUGCGCCGGGGAAACUUUCGCCCGAAACACCAUGUUCUUAAUGGUGACAGGAAUCAUGCAGAACUUCACGUUAUCGAUGCCCGAAAAGGAGAAACCUCCGUGCACGGAUAACCAAGUAAACGGAAUCACCGUGUCCAUUCCCGAUUACUGGAUGAAGGUCACGCCUCGACCUUGAA
Nicrophorus vespilloides is the source of this 1738-nucleotide messenger RNA. RefSeq names its product probable cytochrome P450 304a1. The transcript is spliced from 5 exons. NCBI's taxonomy places the organism in Eukaryota, Metazoa, Arthropoda, Insecta, Coleoptera, Silphidae. Gene Ontology annotation, molecular function: iron ion binding; monooxygenase activity; heme binding. The coding region runs from base 163 to 1737 and encodes 524 amino acids. The record is from RefSeq and is a predicted model, not a curated record.